Hydractinia symbiolongicarpus is the source of this 761-nucleotide messenger RNA. RefSeq lists its product as uncharacterized. The transcript is spliced from 3 exons. The coding region runs from base 48 to 761 and encodes 237 amino acids. The record is from RefSeq and is a predicted model, not a curated record. Lineage: Eukaryota; Metazoa; Cnidaria; Hydrozoa; Anthoathecata; Hydractiniidae.
UUUAAAAAUUAAUUAAAAAAGCUAAAAAGUUAAAUCAAGUGAGCUUGAUGGCUUCGGUUGAAGAUAUUAAAUGUUUGCAGAAUUUUUCAGAACUUUCUAUGGCUGAACUUCAAUUUUUCCUUUCCCAGCGUGGGCUUCCAACAUCUGGAUCACAUGGAACGUUGGCUGUAAGAGCUCUGAUUGCUCAUGAGCAAAAAGUAGAAGUAAAAGCCACUGCUGAACAUACAAUUUGCUUCUGCGUAACAUGCGAAAAGACAUUUGAUUCAGACAAAGAGCUGACUUGGAAUGUUUGGAAGGGAAAUCAAGGUGGCUUCGGUUGUGGUCGUCAAUAUGAUGUGGUCUUGUUUGGUUUGUGUACUUUGACGUCACUCGCUCUCAUCAUACUUGGAACAUUUAACCACAAUACAACAUUCAGACAUCCUCUGGUACCAGCGUAUAUGACUUUGACUGGAGCAAUUUUAACCACCGCGUUGCCUUCUCUUAUUGUAUUGCAAAUGGUUAUCAAAUGUAGCAAAUAUGGUUCCAUUAUUUGCGUUUCAUUGGUUGUAAUCGUUGUGAUUGCCAUCACUAUAUGGAAUGUACCUGGAUGUUACUGGGUGAUGACUGAAUUGGACGAAUAUGGUGACAUUUCGAAUGAAACUAUUUGUUUUAUAAUCGGUUUCCUCUUACAAACCCUUUGUUGGAUUGUGAUUUUUUAUUUUUAUUUGAGUAAACUCCUUGUCAAUUCUAAGAAGGGAAUAAGAAGGGGUGUUUUUAACUAA